CAAAACUAAUUUCUCUACCACAUUGUUGCCCUGUUUGAUUUACAUCACAAUCAAACCAAUUUAUUAGUCUCACGAAAAUCUCUCUCAAUCUCAACCUUAUACUUUCUUAUCCUUUCUCACAAUCGAAGUUACUUUGCAGUGCCUGAUCUAAAAAAAUGGAAGAUGAGGUGGUGGUGGUGAAGUUUGGGAUACGAGGCUGCGAAGAGGCUCCGCGUCGUUGGGAUGACGGAGCUCAUUCCACCAUCAGACAGAUCGUGAUUACUCAUGACAAAUGUAUCUACUCAGUCAAUAUCGAGUAUGACAAUAAUGGUGAAUCAAUUUGGAAGCCCAAGCAUGGUGGAAACAAGGGUUCCACUUCUGAGGUUGUUUUAAAUUAUCCAAACGAGUACCUGAUUUCAAUCCAUGGCUACUACAGUGACAUAGGACACAUGAUGGAGAAGAGAGUUCUAACUCCAACCACAGUGAUUCGAUCGCUAACUCUGGAAAGUAAUAUAAAAACUUACGGACCAUUUGGGAUGGACGAAGGAACCAAAUAUUCGUUCCCAAUCAUGGAGGCGAAGAUCGUUGGAUUCCAUGGGAGUUCUGGUUGGUUUCUUGAUGCAAUUGGAAUCUAUGUACAACCAAUUUCCUCUUCCCAGUCGGUGCAACCUGCUCAACAUAAAUUUGAAAUGACUGAAGUUGAAAUUAAUGAGCCUUUUAGUUUAGGAGAAUAUGGUGGGGAAGAUGGGGAACCAUGGAGUGAGAGUUUUCAAGCAAUCAAACAGUUGUUGAUUCAUAAUGAUGAACAUCGGAUUGUUUCUAUCCAAAUGGAAUACGUGGAUGAGAAUGGGCAUUUUGUUUGGUCUCACAAACAUGGUGGAGACGAAGGUUCUCCAUCCCAGGUUGUUUUUGAAUUUCCAAAUGAGUAUCUAGUUUCGAUUCAUGGCUACUACAAAUCUGAACUGGGUACCAUUGUGAUCCGAUCCUUGACUUUUGAAACCAGUAAAACUAGUUAUGGGCCAUUUGGGAAUGAAGAUGGAACCAAUUUUUCAUUCCCAACUGCUGGGUUGAAGAUUGUUGGCAUCCAUGGAAGAUCCAACACUUCGCAUCUCAAUGCCAUUGGACUCCUUGUGGCAUUGAUUCAACAUUAUUAGGACCUAUGCAUGUGUUGCUAAAUCAAUUGUCCCUGUUCUUAAUUUUUUACUCACUUCAAAUUCAAAUUGUGGCUAUGUUUUGUUUUAUGGCAGUGGAAAACACUUAUCAAAACACUUAUUCUUUUAUUGUAAAAGACAUAUGACUACAUUCGAUAGUUUUAACUUCUUUGUCUAA
Molecule: messenger RNA, 1308 nt
Organism: Cucumis sativus (cucumber)
Lineage: Eukaryota; Viridiplantae; Streptophyta; Magnoliopsida; Cucurbitales; Cucurbitaceae
Product: jacalin-related lectin 3
Exons: 4
Coding region: 156-1133 (325 amino acids)
Molecular function (GO): carbohydrate binding
Source: RefSeq, a predicted model, not a curated record